This is a messenger RNA of Prosopis cineraria, 2057 nucleotides long. RefSeq names its product zinc finger CCCH domain-containing protein 37. Lineage: Eukaryota; Viridiplantae; Streptophyta; Magnoliopsida; Fabales; Fabaceae. Gene Ontology annotation, molecular function: mRNA binding; metal ion binding. The transcript has 11 exons. The record is from RefSeq and is a predicted model, not a curated record. The coding region runs from base 97 to 1728 and encodes 543 amino acids.
CUUGCCACUGAGUAGGAGGCAUAGUUGCAAUCUCACUCCUCAGUAUUGAUUGGAAGAUAAAGUAGAUGUUUUUGUGAAAGAAAAAUCCGUACUUUGAUGGCAAAUCAAAUCUAUCUCUAUGCCUAUAGCCCUACCUACGGAGGAGCUUCACCGCCUUCCGCCGCCGCUGCCACAAGCACUGCCAGUACCCUUUCCUCCAGCCGGUAUCUUUCUGCCGAUAUGUAUUAUCCUCAACGAAAAGACGCCGUUAUUCGAUACUCCUCUUACGCCGCUUCCGAUGCCGACAUUGGCCCACCUGGUGUUUCUACCAGACUCUCCAGUGCCGCCGCCGGGCAAACAUCUUCCACCGCUUCCCAGUUACUAUCUCAAGCUUCUUGGCCUGCUGCUAUUGCUGCAGCUGCCGCUGCUGCAAAUGUUGGGUCGGCUUCACUGGAUUCGAUAGUUAACAUGAAGCGCUCCUCUGAUGCGCUCUACCAUCCAACCGUUUUGCAAACCCAUAACACAAUUGGGCAAAGUGAAGCAUGGUAUUCUACGAAUUCAUUAACAAAGCGCCCUAGAUACGAGAGUACAAGCAAUUUGCCUAUAUAUCCACAGAGACCAGGAGAGAAGGAUUGUGCACACUAUAUGCUCACAAGAACCUGUAAAUUUGGAGAUUGCUGCAUAUUUGACCAUCCUAUUUGGGUUCCUGAGGGUGGAAUCCCAGAUUGGAAAGAGGUUCCAAAUGUUGUUACAAGUGAGGCUCUUCCUGAGAGACCAGGAGAACCAGAUUGUCCAUACUUCCUCAAAACUAAGAGAUGCAAGUUUGGUUCAAGGUGCAAGUUUAAUCAUCCAAAGCAUUUGUUUGAAAAUGCUGAUGUUUCUGUCUUACCUGAGAGGCCUUCAGAGCCCCCAUGCGCGUUCUACAUGAAAACUGGAAAGUGCAAGUUUGGUGUUACCUGUAAAUUUCAUCACCCAAAAGACAUACAGAUUCAGCUGUCUGAAGAACAGAAUGGUGCCAUUGAGCAGACCCAUUUGAUUGUUAAUCUUACUGGAGCUUCAGGGGAUACACAAUUGUCUAAUCCUUUUAGUUCGUACACUGCUCCUGUAUUGCAUAAUAGCAAAGGACUUCCUAUGAGACUGGGUGAAGUAGAUUGUCCAUUCUACAUGAAAACUGGCAGUUGCAAAUAUGGUGCUACAUGCCGCUACAAUCAUCCUGAUAGGAAUGUAAUUAAUCCACCUGCUGCUGGGCUAGGCCAUUCUGUUUUGACAUCAUCAGCUGCUAAUUUUAACUUUGGAAUUGUUAAUCCAGUGGCAUCAAUUUAUCAAGCUAUUGACCCCAGAUUGUCAAGUGCAACGUCUCAGGUGGGAAUAGCAUCAACUGUCUAUCCCCAACGACCAGGACAGAUUGAGUGUGAUUACUAUAUGAAGACUGGAGAGUGUAAAUUUGGGGAAAGAUGUAAGUUCCAUCACCCAAUUGAUCGGUCAGCUCCAUCACUGUCAAAUUCAGCCUCACAGCAAGCUGUUAAACUCACUCUUGCAGGACUACCAAGGAGAGAGGGUGUUGUAAUCUGUCCGUAUUAUUUGAAAACUGGCACCUGCAAGUUUGGUGCAACCUGCAAGUUUGACCACCCUCCUCCUGGAGAAGUUAUGGGAUUGGCAAAGUCACAAGGAGCAAGUGAAAGCGAUGAAGGAGGAGAGGAAGCCGAAGCCAAUGAAAAACAGGCUGAUUCUGUUCUGGUAAAGGGCUGAGAUCUUGUGGGAACAAUGCCAAGUCAGUGAUGGGUCCUCUUAGUUUCAGCCAUGGCUUUUAUUUUUAUUCAUAUCGUGAUGUCUAAAUUGCUUGGUUUUAGCUAAUCACUUGUUCUUCACUCUCUUUAACUCGUAGUUGACUUGCAAAAUGCAAUCUACUCGGAUGGUGUACAAUUGAUGUUUUGUAACUACUUUUCUCAAGUGACAGUUCAGAGUAGAAGACUAGUAUCAACGAUUGUGGUUCGUGUCAGGCCAAAAAAAAAAAAAAACGAUUGUGGUUCAUGUCGUGGAAAGAAUAUUUUGAUGUGAUAUGCUUUCUCCUGUUUUCA